Messenger RNA from Medicago truncatula (barrel medic), 1337 nucleotides. RefSeq names its product biotin carboxyl carrier protein of acetyl-CoA carboxylase. Bases 153 to 977 code for a protein of 274 amino acids. The record is from RefSeq and is a predicted model, not a curated record. The transcript has 9 exons. Lineage: Eukaryota; Viridiplantae; Streptophyta; Magnoliopsida; Fabales; Fabaceae.
UUCGUACACCACGGUAACGGAGAAAGUUAUGAGAGUGGCGGAAAUCUCAAUGAAAGCAGUGCAAUUAAUUUAUCUUCUUUUCUCUUUCGUUCACCCAACCGUCUUUCAUUCUUCUAACUAAUCUUUUCUCUUCCAAUUCCAUUCUCUCUCCCAUGGAUUCCUCCGCUGCCAUUCGAUCCUUUCACUAUCCCAUAGGUACUAUAUCCCAUGUGCGAUCCUCCAUUGAGAGGGCAGCUGUAGUUCCCUGCCAUAAAAUCAGAUGGAACUCUAAUAGAGGGAAGAAGGCAUUGGUUUCGUGUGCAAAAGCAGUUGAAGCUAUCAACACAACCAAGUCUGAUGCUUCUUUGGACAGCACUCAACAAGACAAAUUAGAGAAAAAGCCAUUGCAAACUGCUACUUUUCCUGAUGGAUUUGAGGCUUUGAUAUUAGAUGUCUGUGACGAGACUGAAAUCGCUGAACUGAAAUUAAAGGUUGGUGAGUUUGAGAUGCAUCUUAAGCGUAACAUAGGAGCAACAAAAGCUCCAUUGUCUAACAUUUCACCAACUACACCACCACCUAUUCCAAGCAAACCUAUGGAUGAAUCAGCGCCGACUACCGCACAGCCAUUGCCACCAACAUCAUCUUCAGAAAAAACCAACCCAUUUGCAAAUGUUUCCUCACAAAAAUCAUCAAAGUUAAUAGCAUUGGAGGCUUCUGGUACCAGUACAUACGCAUUAGUAUCUUCUCCUACGGUUGGCUCAUUCCGAAGAGGUAGAACAGUUAAAGGGCAGAAGCAUCCUCCCAUCUGUAAAGAGGGUGAUGUAAUCAGAGAAGGGCAAGUGAUAGGGUAUUUGGAUCAGUUUGGGGUUGGGGCCGGAAUUCCCAUUAAGUCAGAUGUGGCUGGAGAAGUGUUAAAGCUACUUCUUGAGGAGGGAGAUCCUGUUGGUUUUGGAGAUCCCAUUCUUGCCGUCUUGCCAUCAUUCCAUGACAUUAAGUGAUCCAGCAUUAAGAUAUAAUCAUGAGGCAUUUCCUUAUCCGGGGGCUAUUAGCAUAUUUUGGUAUGUUUUAAAUAGAUUGAGAAAUAAUCGUUUGUGCUUUCAUAUUGGGAAAAGGGGUUCUUUUGUAGAAGAUUGUACUUCAUAAUUGUAUACCAGUUGCUCAGAUUGUAUUCGAUUAGCUAAUUCCAGCAUCACCUUGUUAUGUAUCUUAGUUAAUGUACGCAAACAAAGGCUUUGCACACUAUGAAUCAGUCCUAGUACCUGGAGUUUGAUUGCUUUAUUUAUUUUUCUCUAAAAAAGGUGUAGACCUUAUUUUGAGAUACUUGGAACAGAAUAAACACACUCUGCAUUGCUAUAAUA